Messenger RNA from Pundamilia nyererei, 1038 nucleotides. It is a transcript of the gene evx1, whose product is annotated as even-skipped homeobox 1. Gene Ontology annotation, molecular function: RNA polymerase II cis-regulatory region sequence-specific DNA binding; DNA-binding transcription factor activity, RNA polymerase II-specific. Lineage: Eukaryota; Metazoa; Chordata; Actinopteri; Cichliformes; Cichlidae. Gene Ontology annotation, biological process: regulation of transcription by RNA polymerase II. The coding region runs from base 1 to 1038 and encodes 345 amino acids. The transcript has 3 exons. Gene Ontology annotation, cellular component: nucleus. The record is from RefSeq and is a predicted model, not a curated record.
AUGGAAAGCAGAGAGGAGAUGGUGAUGCUGGCAGAGGGAGGUCAGCUUGGCAAGAGCGGCUCUAAUUUGUCGGAAGCCAUCGGGAGCCCCGUGCGAGAACCACCAGGCAAGCCGGGCCACAGAGGUUGUCUGAGUCCAGGAGCUGCACCCUAUUCCCGCGACAGGAGCGAUCUAGCGGCGGAGGAUAGCGCACGGAGAAAUAUGAGCGCCGACGCAAGGCUGGUUGGCACGUCUACCUCCGGAGAGAGGCACCAGGCUGACCAACAUCACAAAGACGGCAGCAGCUCAGACACAGAGUCGGACUUCUAUGAGGAAAUUGAUGUCAGCUGCACGCCUGAAAGCAUGGACUACCCAACAGCUAAAGCAGAUCAGAUUCGCCGGUACCGAACAGCAUUCACGCGAGAGCAGAUAGCACGCCUGGAGAAGGAGUUUUACCGGGAAAACUAUGUGUCCAGGCCGCGGAGAUGCGAACUUGCGGCCGCUUUAAAUCUACCCGAAACCACCAUCAAAGUGUGGUUUCAGAACCGCAGGAUGAAAGACAAACGGCAGCGUCUGGCCAUGACUUGGCCUCACCCCGCCGAUCCGGCCUUCUACACCUACAUGAUGAGCCAUGCGGCUGCCACGGGGAACCUGCCCUACCCCUUUCCAUCGCACCUGCCGCUGCCCUACUACUCUCACCUGGGCGUCGGGGCUGGCUCAGCUCCAGCAGCCGCCCCUUUCUCAACCCCCCUGCGCUCUCUCGAUAGUUUCCGGAUGCUGUCUCAUCCCUACCAGAGGCCCGAGCUCCUGUGCGCCUUCAGACACCCUUCCUUGUACUCAGGUCCCACUCACGGCCUAGGUCCCGGAGGAACUCCGUGCUCCUGCUUGGCGUGUCACUCCAGUCAGUCCAACGCCAUCUCAACAAGGCCUUCCGGCUCGGACUUCGCUUGCUCCCCAACAAGCAGGACUGACGCGUUUGUCACUUUCACGCCUUCAGUGCUCAGCAAAUCCUCAUCUGUGACACUGGACCAGAGGGAAGAAGUGCCCCUGACCAGAUAA